This is a messenger RNA of Drosophila simulans, 779 nucleotides long. Its product is annotated as glutathione S-transferase 1-1. NCBI's taxonomy places the organism in Eukaryota, Metazoa, Arthropoda, Insecta, Diptera, Drosophilidae. Gene Ontology annotation, molecular function: glutathione transferase activity. The record is from RefSeq and is a predicted model, not a curated record. Bases 68 to 730 code for a protein of 220 amino acids. Gene Ontology annotation, biological process: glutathione metabolic process. The transcript has a single exon.
AUAAAGCCCCAAGUUUGGACUGUCAGUAAGCAGUUACUAGUCAAUCGCCUUACAGCACACUACAGACAUGGGAAAACUUACGCUUUACGGAAUCGACGGUAGUCCUCCGGUCCGUUCGGUGCUGCUCACCCUGCGGGCCUUGAACUUGGACUUCGACUACAAGAUCGUCAAUCUGAUGGAGAAGGAGCACCUGAAGCCAGAGUUCCUCAAGAUCAAUCCCCUGCACACCGUGCCCGCCCUGGAUGAUAAUGGUUUCUACCUGUCCGAUAGCCAUGCCAUUAACUCCUAUCUGGUGAGCAAGUACGGCCGGAAUGAUUCUCUGUACCCCAAGGAUCUGAAGAAGCGAGCCAUUGUCGAUCAGCGUCUGCACUACGACUCCAGUGUGGUGACCUCGACAGGAAGGGCCAUCACCUUCCCGCUCUUCUGGGAGAACAAGUCGGAGAUUCCGCAGGCGAGGAUCGAUGCCCUGGAGGGUGUCUACAAGUCCCUCAAUCUGUUCCUGGAGAAUGGCAAUUAUCUGGCCGGCGACAACCUGACCAUUGCCGAUUUCCACGUCAUCGCCAGCUUGACCGGCUUUUUGGUGUUCCUGCCCGUGGAUGCCGCCAAGUAUCCCGAUCUGGCUGCCUGGAUCAAGCGCAUCAAGGAGCUGCCAUACUACGAGGAGGCGAAUGGCUCUCGUGCUGCCCAAAUCAUCGAGUUCAUCAAGAGCAAGAACUUUACUAUUGUUUAAGGCAUUUUAGUAAUAGACAAAAAAUAAAUAAGAACAACAAAUAUCAUAA